Messenger RNA from Thermothielavioides terrestris NRRL 8126, 1456 nucleotides. RefSeq lists its product as uncharacterized. The record is from RefSeq and is a predicted model, not a curated record. The coding region runs from base 148 to 459 and encodes 103 amino acids. The transcript has a single exon. Lineage: Eukaryota; Fungi; Ascomycota; Sordariomycetes; Sordariales; Chaetomiaceae.
GCCGAGUACAUCAAUGGCGGGGUUGACUACAACAGGGCAUACAACUGGGUAACACUUGCCCAAUACCGCCUCGGACUCGACCACCACCCUUGUGAGGACGCAGCCUGAUACGUUGCAGCCGGAGUCCGUCUGCCGCAAUCGGACCACAUGGGCGCGGUUGUUUCCGACCUAUCUCCCCGGAACGCCCUAACGCUGAACUGGGAGUCUCGCGUUGCGCUUCUCAGGGAUUUGAGUUCCAACUUCCAAGUCGGCCGUACCUCCGCCUUCACUGCCCCAAAACUAACGAUCAAAAACCACAGGCAUUAUAUCGACCACCAGGACUGCAAGUUCCUGGGCCGAUCUCAGCGCCACGGGUUCCCCCCAAUCAUGCUGUGCUCUGGUAUCGCAAGCCCGGGCUGCGUGGCUCACGUUAUCGGCGGCAUCGCGCUGGUCAACGUCGAAUCCAUGGUGGUAUGGUAACAAGUACCGCUGAUCAUGGUUCGGGCCAUGGAGUCUAGGCGACCAUGACCCCGAUGGAUGUCGCUGUCGUGGACGGCAAGCUGGGACCCUUCAUCCUACCCGAUGAACGGAAUCCGACGCUCUGCAUCUAUGAGCCCACGUGACGAGCUCCCGUUGCUGCUGCCCACAGGACAGAACAAGUGGGGCCAUUUGAAGCUUCUCGUUGGAGCCUGUGUUCGCUGGGCUUUCUUCGAACAGGAAGGGGAGGCUGCGUAUCCGCGAAGAGGGCUUCAGCCGCCAAGCUGGAACCCGUGGAACACCGUCGCUCACCGACCCGGCUGCCCCGCGAGAAUGGUGAUGAGCGUGGACAGGGAAACGCCUCCUCGUCUCGAGUGAGGGCGGGCCCGGCCGCCUUUCAUGCAUGCGAAGGCAAACUUGGGUCUGGUUGAAAGCGAAUGAUAUUGAGCAGGCUCAACGAGGUGGUGUCGCCCAAAGAGGUUGCCGGAGCCGCCAGUGAAGGCGAAGGUGAUGAUUCGAGUAGCAACAUGUAAGAGAACUGGACCAAGUGCUUGCUUAGCAAUUGCUGCAUCACCACGAUCUUCAUCACCCAACUGUUGCACGCCGCCGCCGGCGACCAAGUACAACUUUAACUAUCCGUGGAAGAUCACAUACCCGGCUCUCCAACAACAGCUCCAGUGGCAGGAGGCCAACAAGUAUCUCGGGCAUCAUCCACUGCGGCUUGCCCAUUUCUAGCACCGCGUUUUCGGGCCAGAUCGUCAUCAAACAUGGCGGCGGGCGUAAUCAAGUCGGCAACCCGUUACGGCAGGCGAAAACAGUGCUGCCAGGAUGGUCACCGGCUUGCGGUUCGAUGGAGCCGGCAACGGCGAGUGGAAAUAUACGUACUCAAACAGCGAGCUGGGCACCAUUACGCUUGACAACGCUCUCAGCAUCGCGAACUUGAGUACCGCACCGUGUCUUAUUCGGCGCAUCUUGGCGCUGCCGCCGUCCACAGCCCGCG